This is a messenger RNA of Scylla paramamosain (green mud crab), 3116 nucleotides long. RefSeq names its product tyrosine-protein phosphatase non-receptor type 13-like. NCBI's taxonomy places the organism in Eukaryota, Metazoa, Arthropoda, Malacostraca, Decapoda, Portunidae. The transcript has 14 exons. Bases 1 to 3003 code for a protein of 1000 amino acids. Gene Ontology annotation, cellular component: cytoskeleton. Gene Ontology annotation, molecular function: protein binding. The record is from RefSeq and is a predicted model, not a curated record.
AUGGCUGUCAAGAGGGUGUACUUCCUGAUUCCUCCUGCCAGCCCUCCACCUGUUUUGACUUCAUGUAUUCUGCAGGGUGGUGAGGGCCGGGGUGCAGAUGAGGGGGUGAGACGCCAGCACAAGAAGGUUCCCCCCAAGAAGCCUCCAAGGUCACGUGCCAUGUCCAUGGAUAACCUCUUGAACUCUGAGGCUGAGAUGCGGCAGAACCUGUGUGAUGCCGUGCCUAGGAAGCGCCGUCUGGUGAUGCGCACGCCAUCCCGCCUCUAUCGCAUUGCUGGGCCUGAAGCGAAGGGAGCGGGCAGCUGGGGUGUGUCUGGAACACCUCACAUCCUUGGUCCAGAGUUUGUGGUGCGCAGCAAAGAUCCUCCAAGGGUGGUCAGUCUCCUGCAGGAUACUCAGGUGAAUGUGGUAAAGAGAGUGACGGUGGUGUUGGUGGCAGGAAACAGGCUGGAGGUGGUGUGUGACCCGGCCUCUACUCGGGUCAGCCAUGUCCUUCAGGCUGUGCACAGGACAGAGAGUCUCCCCCUGGCUGAGCACCUGGGCCUGGCUGUGCUGGGCAGUGGGGAGUUUCACUUUGUUGCUCCUCAGACCAAGCUGUACAAGGUGGCCCCGCCAGGCUGGAAGGAGCGCCAUCCCACCAAGGAUGGCCUCAUGCAGGACAACUUCACGCUGCACCUGCGUUUCAUGUGCUAUGCAAGGCUGAGCAGCAUUGAGAUGACAGAGAGCAGCAGCCGCCACCUGCUGUAUCUGCAGCUGCGCCACGACCUGCUGGAGGGCCGCCUGCUGCUGCCCCUUGACAACCUCCUGCAGUUGGCUGCCCUUGCACUACAGGCUGAGUUUGGGGACAGGAAGGACCAGGACCAGAGCUACUUCCUAUCUGAGCAUUACGUCCCUGAGUCACUGCUGCGUGGUGGCCAGGCAGCUACAGUAGUGGAGGAGCUGCAGCAUAGGCACGCAGCACUGGCUGGUCUGCCCUACACCAUGGCACAAUGCCGCUUUGUCUCCAUGCUGCAGGCUGCCCCACACUAUGGCACUCACUACUACCACGUGACUCAGGACAAGGGCCGGCAGCAGUGGUGGCUGGGGGUAGGAGGGGAGGGGGUGCUGGUGCUCCCAGGCGGUCCUCUUGGUCCUGAGGCAGUGGCCAGGGCUUCUCUCCAUCCCUGGGCUGCUGUCAAAAGACUGUCAUAUGCCACACAUAGACUCAACAUUGCUCUCAGAGGCUCUGACAAGCCAAGCAAGAUUAAGUUUAACCUCCAAGAAAACAGGAGCCGCCACGUGUUCUAUCUUGCCACUGUGCACCAGAGUCUGUAUCGGGAAACGACACCCCAAGCCUCCCAGCAGCAGGCAGCCAGCAACACUUCCUCUGCUGCCACCACUGCCAGGACAAGCCUUUCCUCAGCUGAUGCUCUUGAGGAUGUAGUAGAUUCUGGAACUUGCCUGGAAGCUGCAGGGGCUGCCGAGCCCACGUCUGGGCUAGCAAAGGUGUCUGCAGCCCCAGCAGGAGACAGGAAGGGGGUAGCUCACCCAGCGUUGCCAGCAGCAUCAACGCCAGGCCACCAGAAAUCCUCUGAUAGUCUUUCUCGUGAAAACUUCCUCUCAGACAUCCUGUGGUGCACUGGAGGAGAUGAGGCAGAUGAGGUCUUCUCAGUUGAAAAUCUUGAAAAUGAUUACCAACAAAGACUUAGAAAGACGAGAGGUAUUGGAGUGACGGCAAGCACAGCUGAAAUACAAACUGAGGAAAGGAAAGGGGAGUCUGGCCCAAAGAGGACUGAGAGACCAGAAGGGGAUGCAGGAGUGACAGAAGGAAACAAAGUGUCUCCACCUCGAGUGUUCCACCAGCGGUCCAAGAGCAACGUAGAAAGCAGCAGCCACAGACUCGGCUGUGGAAGUAAUGUUGGUAGCAGCAUCAGGCCGGAGCUGACCCGAGAGUUUGGCAGUGACGAGUCACUCCUUUCCUCUCCAACCAAGGGCAGCGGUGGAGUCAGGAUGGGGACCAGGGUGUCGGCGGCAGCCCUGCAGAAGCGCCGGCAACACCAGCACCUCCUGGCCCACCAUCUGCCCAGCCUCCAGGAGCUCAACACAACCCCCACUGCUGUAGUUGUCGAGCCGUCCCUGAGGAGCGUCGUGGUGGAGGAGAGCGUGGACGAGUCCCUGGUGGAGAGAUUCCUGCUGUGCCCGUCGUCGUGGUCGCCGUGCGGGCCCGCCUGUGUGGAGCGUCGCCUCGCCUCGGUCACGCUUCACAAGAAGGACGGGUCCCUUGGGGUGAUGAUCGCUGAGGGCACCGACCACGGACUGUACAUCCAGGCGGUGUCCCCAGACGGCCCCGCGCACCAGCAGGGCUCCCUCAAGCCAGGUGACCGAGUGGUGGGCAUCAAUGGGCGCAGUGUGGAGAACCUCCCAUACAGUGUGGCUGUGGAUCUCCUGCGUCAGAUACCAGAAAAGGUCACUCUCCUUGUCUCCCAGCCUGUCCUCCCCACCUCCAGCACCCCCACCACCAACACCACCACCACCAACACCACCACCACAACCACCCCUGCUCCUGCCUCUGCUCUCCUGUCCCACCCAGCUCCUCACUCAGCAUGGUCAGAGGUAACACAGGCAGACUCAGCCACAAAAACAGACAUCUCGUGCCCAAAUACAACCCUGAGAAGCGAGUUUUCAAGGACAGACUCAGCAACGCCUCGAAGUGACCCAAGUUCACGGCCCAGUUCAUCCACGCCCCGAACCAACCUUGCAUAUCCUGAUUCUGGUUCAAAACUUGAUGUUCUCUCUCAGCAGAACUCAGUAUUGAGGAAGAACUUCUUUUCAAGCACAACUUCCAGCAGAACCACCCUGACACGCUCAGAGUCCACCUACAGAGCAGAGGUGCUGCAGACAGACUCCACGCCAGCCAGUGACUCCACCCCCACAGAGGGCAACACACCCAGAGGGGACUCGCCAACUGCCACGUCAGACACUUCUCAUCCAGACGCAGACAAAGUGAAAGUUAACUUACAAUGAAGACAUGUAUGAUGAAGAGUGCUUACUGCUGUGCUGUUGUUCUGCAGGUCAGCAGGCUCUUGUGAGGCCUGUUGGGGGAGUGACCUUCACCCAGGAGGUCAGGUCAGGGCCUG